AUGGCUCCCCCGACCACCUCCACUGCCACGUCGUCAUCCCCGACGGAAGGCACGUUCGUCGUCAAGGCCGGUCUCGCCAAGAUGCUCAAGGGCGGUGUCAUCAUGGACGUCACGAACGUCGAGCAGGCUCGCAUCGCCGAAGAAGCUGGCGCCGUCGCUGUCAUGGCGCUCGAGCGCAUUCCCGCGGACAUCCGCGUGGACGGCGGCGUGGCGCGCAUGAGCGACCCGGACAUGAUUGAGGCGAUCAAGAAGGCCGUGACGAUCCCCGUGAUGGCGAAAGCCCGCAUUGGGCACUUUGUGGAAGCUCAGAUCCUCGAAUCGAUCGAGAUCGACUACAUCGAUGAGAGCGAAGUGCUGACGAUGGCAGACGAGGAGAACCACAUCAACAAGCACAAGUUCAAGGUGCCGUUCGUGUGCGGGUGCCGGAACUUGGGCGAAGCUUUGCGCCGCAUUGCUGAAGGAGCGGCGAUGCUGCGGACGAAAGGAGAAGCUGGAACUGGAAACAUCGUCGAGGCCGUACGUCACGCUCGCGCAGUGCAGCGGGAGAUCCGUCGGCUGAAGUCGAUGGACGAGGACGAGCUGUUUGUGGCUGCCAAGGAGAUGCACGCGCCGUACGAGCUGGUGAAGGAGGUAGCUACAUCAGGCCGACUUCCGGUCGUGAACUUUGCCGCAGGUGGGGUUGCUACACCUGCUGAUGCUGCUCUGAUGAUGCAACUCGGCAUGGACGGCGUGUUUGUUGGCUCGGGGAUCUUCAAGAGCGGGGAUCCAGCGAAGCGUGCCCGUGCCAUGGUGCAGGCUGUGACCCACUUCAAGGAUGCCAAGAUCCUCAAGGAGAUUUCGACAAACCUUGGUGAAGCUAUGGUUGGUGUGCAAGACUUGAAGGCAGCGUCGGUUAACUUUCGCGACCGUGAGGGCGAACUCCGUGGCGCCUGGUAG
Molecule: messenger RNA, 936 nt
Organism: Peronospora matthiolae
Lineage: Eukaryota; Oomycota; Peronosporomycetes; Peronosporales; Peronosporaceae
Source: the annotation of a GenBank genome assembly